AUGGAAGCUUACCCUAAUUUGCUCGUCAACACGUUGCAUCGGGAUUAUGCGGCUGAUCCGAAGAGAAUUGUUUCCGUCUACCGUACUCAGGUGGAUCGGUGCGAUCGUCUUUGGUUCGUUGACACUGGCUAUCUAGAGUAUCCGGGCACUGCCCGCCGCCAAGUACAACGACCUGCUCUGUGGGUUAUCAAUCUGAACACAACCCGCAGUGUCCGACGAUUCGAGAUUCCUCCUGAGAUGGCUGAAUUCGGGUACGGCAUUCCGAACGUCGAGGUCGACGUCGAUCCUAGCGACUGCGAGCGAACUUACGCUUACAUGCCGGACUACGAGUGGCAGCGAUUGUACGUGUACGGAUUAGUCGAGAACCGGAUGUGGCGCUUCGAGCACAACUACUUCUCGUUCGAACCGCGGGGUGGUGAUUUUAACAUAGCCGGCCAACAGUUCGUGUGGCGAGAUGGUCUUUUUUCAGUCGCGGUCGGUGGCUUACGGAACGAGAAUUCGACCGAAAAAUUAGUCUAUUUACAUUCAAUGUCAUCCGUUAGCGAGAUGGCGGUCUCGAACCGAGUGCUGCAGAACGAAACACUAGCUCGUCUCGGAAACCACGCGUAUGUAAGAGCUUUCCAGCAUCUGGGAGAGCGGGGACCGAAUACGCAAAGUUCAAGCCACGCUUACGAUACGCGAACCGGAGUGUUGUUCUACGCAGAAAUUAACCGCAACUCGAUCGGAUGCUGGAACACCAGUAAACCGUUUUCCUCGGAAAAUCACGGUAUCGUGCAUCUGGACAAUGAGGAAAUGAUUUAUCCGGCCGAUUUGAAGGUCGACAUUAACGGUGAACUUUGGGUCAUCUCUAAUCGGUUGCCUAUCUGGAUCUAUGCCCAGCUGAAUGUAACAGACGUGAACUUUCGCAUUUGGCGCCAGACGGCAUCACGCGCCAUUGCGGGUACAAUUUGCAGUUAA
This is a messenger RNA of Anopheles bellator, 957 nucleotides long. RefSeq names its product L-dopachrome tautomerase yellow-f2-like. The coding region runs from base 1 to 957 and encodes 318 amino acids. The record is from RefSeq and is a predicted model, not a curated record. NCBI's taxonomy places the organism in Eukaryota, Metazoa, Arthropoda, Insecta, Diptera, Culicidae. Gene Ontology annotation, cellular component: extracellular region. The transcript is spliced from 3 exons.